AUGGCCUUCAGGCUGGACAACGAGCUGAUGCAGGACUCCCUGCUCCACGUUCGACGACAUGGACAUGGCGAUGUUGAAGACAACAUUCUCCACUUCAGCUGCACGGAUGCUUUGGACGAACCACUCGGCGCCCUGUGGCUGUCCAGCUACACUCCGCCGUUGAAGAGGGGACGGCAUGCCCGUAGCUUCCGGGGCAUUGCUUUACCCAAGCCACAGACAGGUGCCGUGCGCCUGGCAUUUUGGCGCAGCUCCUUUGCGAUUGCUCCGGUCUGGAGUGGCGUUGCCGCCACUGCACCCAGUGCCGUCAGGGUCACCUACGCAGUUGCCAGACGACCAUCAUCCGCUGCCUCAAUAUUCCCAAGCAGAAUGUACCGUGAGGUUUCCAACAGGCUCGCCAAGUUCAAGGAUUACCUGCACAUUCGGGAAAAGAGCGCGGGCACAGUCGUGGACUGUGACGUAUACAAUCACAUCGAGAGGCACCUCCUGGAGUGUGCGCCUCACGCCUCCCGCAAUGACGAAGUUUCCUUCGAGGACGGCUCGUGUCCUAGCAAUUGGUCUGUCUCUGGAUUGGCACGGCGUAUGAGGUUAUUGAAAAAAGUGGGAGACUUGCUGGACACAGCCGAUGAAAAAACUACAGAGGCGAAUCUGGAUACAUUGACGAGGCACGUGGGAGAUGCCUUCGGCGGCAACUCCAACGAGGCAAGUGGAAUCAAGCUGGACUUGGGCAUCGUCGAGGGCCUGGCCGACCUCAAAAACCAGAUCGGCACCGACUUGAAGGGCCUGGGGGUGCAGUGCGACAGAGGCAGUGAGUCGGACGCUGGCGUGAGGUUGGCAGCCUUGAAGGAGCGAGUCGAGGAGUUGCACGCCAAGGAGGCCGAGAGAGCAGAGCAACGCAGUCGACUGCAGACACAGCUGCUCGAGGUAGAGUCUGCCAUCAACGAGAAGAGCUGCGUAGCGGAGGCGUCCACCACGCGACAACCUGUGCAGGAUUCCCGGUUGGAGGAGCUGCGACGUGAAUUUCACGAGCGUGAGGCGCAGGCUUUGCAGCGAGCGGGGUCUCUUGCGGCGACCACCACGCAGAUCGCAGCCAACAAUGAUCACCUGUCACAGCAGCUCGACUUCUGGAAAGAGAAGGCGAGAUGUCGCAAAAUCAGCGAGCAGUCGAGCAUAGCGGAGAGAAAGGCUGGCCAGCUCUUGGCUUCUCUUGGCUUGGAGACUGUGCCGGAGGAAGUGGAGCACGCUGCUCAGCUGGAAGAAGGCCGUGAACAGAGUGAAGCAGCUGACCAGGUGAAAUCAACCCCGGCAGCUAGCACGCCAGAUGCUGGCGUUGUGAAGGAGCAUGCGGAUGAGCAAUGCGCAGUGCAGGACUUGGAAGCCAUGCUGGCAGAGUUGAUGCGGAGAUCUGAAGAGAUAAUGGGCCGCGUUGAGCAGCAGCGGCACCAAGAACGGGCUUUGCCGGAUUUGCUUUUGCAGCUCGGCAACGCACAGGACAGCCCCACGACAGACACGGCAGCCAAGGAAGCCAAUGCAGUUUCGGAGUUCCAGACCCAGCUGGAGACGCUGCGACAGACAAAGGCGGAGUUGCUCUUGAAGAUCGCGGUGGGCGCAAUUUGGUGCAAUCCCCUGUCUUUGGAGCAAGAGGUGAGUGCGAAAGCGGCUGCCGCACCGGCUAGGAUGGAUGAAGUCAUGCAGCUGCGAGCUGAGGUGGAGACUCUGCGUGCAUGCCUUGAGUCCAGUACAAAAGAGCGCUGGAGGCUUGAGGCGCAGCUGGGAAAGCAUCGCGCGGCGGCGGCGGCCGACCUGGAGCGAGCAGUACCGUCGUCGACCACAACAUGCUGGACCUGGCUGGAUGUUCCACUCAUGAGGCUCGUAACGCUGCUGGUGAAGUCGACGUGCUUGCGAAGAUCCUUUGCGUUGCACUUGUUGGCCACGUUUCGUUGGAAGGCACCUCUCUCGGCUCAAGGCACAGGGGGGUGCGCAACUGUGCACACAUCAUGGCAAGGCUUCGCACUCAUCAUCCCAGAAGUGGUGCUGUGA
Molecule: messenger RNA, 2037 nt
Organism: Symbiodinium necroappetens
Lineage: Eukaryota; Dinophyceae; Suessiales; Symbiodiniaceae
Source: the annotation of a GenBank genome assembly